This is a messenger RNA of Cygnus atratus (black swan), 1222 nucleotides long. RefSeq names its product complement factor H-like. Bases 51 to 860 code for a protein of 269 amino acids. NCBI's taxonomy places the organism in Eukaryota, Metazoa, Chordata, Aves, Anseriformes, Anatidae. The record is from RefSeq and is a predicted model, not a curated record. The transcript is spliced from 6 exons.
AAAUAGGAUAUGUGCAGGACCCAGCAUCUUCCCCAUUCAGAGUGCAGUGUAUGGACGGGACAUUAGAAUACCCACGGUGCAAGCCAGGAAGGAACUGUAGAUUGAGUGAGACAGAAAUGAAGAGGAACAAUAUUAAACUAAGACAGUCAAGGAGAAGAUCUUACACGUAUCACUCUGAGGAGUAUAUUUUGUUUACAUGCAAGAUUUCCUACCAGGAAGUUUCGAACCCAGAGGAUUUUAAUGCACAGUGCCAGGAUGGAGUGAUUAACUAUCCCAGAUGUGAAUAUGUGACGUGUGAACCUCCUCCAGAAAUUGCUGGUGGAAAAGUUCAAGGUGUUAAAAAGCCAAGGUAUUUGCCUGGGGAGACAGCUCACUAUCAGUGCUGGCAAGAUUUUCAGAUGACGGGGGCUUCCAACGUAACAUGUCAGAAUGGGACCUGGACAGAGCUGCCCCAGUGCAAAGGGAAGGGUAGAAAAUGUGGCCCACCUCCAGAUAUUGAAAACGGAGACAUCCUUUCCUUCCCAUUGCCAGAAUAUGACCAAGGUCAAACUGUGAAAUACACAUGUGCAAGUUUCUACGUCCUGAAAGGACCUGAGCAAAUCACUUGUACUGACGGGCAGUGGACAAAUCCCCCAGUUUGCUUGGCGGCUUGUACGGCCUCUGAAGAAGAUAUGGACAGAAACAAUAUUGAGCUGAGAUGGAGAGGAGAAAGAAAGCUGUACUCGACAUCAGGAGAUUUUAUUGAAUUUGAUUGUAAAAUAGGAUAUGUGCAGGACCCAGCAUCUUCCCCAUUCAGAGUGCAGUGUAUGGACGGGACAUUAGAAUACCCACGGUGCAAGCCAGGAAGGUAUUUUGGAUAAAUGGAAAGGACAUGAAGGAGCCCAGCUGGAGAAAUGAAAGAUCCUUUGACCAACCCAGUGAUUUGAGCACAGUUUUCCCUGGAGUUUGCUGUUUCAUUGUGCUUUGUUUGCAGCUUAGCCAAUGUUCUGUGUUGGAAUUUGCCUUUUUUUUUUCCUUUGAAUUGUUGUAUGAUUGUUUUUACACUUAACCUUUUUUGUAAAGGUAUUUGCAUUUUAUUCAAUUCAAAUGACUGUACUUCCUUCUUACUUUUGUUCUGUAUUGAUCUCACUGUUAUUUUAUUAACAUUUGCAUCCUGAAGUAGGCUGGCUUUGGUGGCAUACUGAGACAUGAAUUAAAGCGUGCAGCUAAUUUGCUCAUCAGC